Molecule: messenger RNA, 2108 nt
Organism: Paramecium octaurelia
Lineage: Eukaryota; Ciliophora; Oligohymenophorea; Peniculida; Parameciidae
Source: the annotation of a GenBank genome assembly
AUGUAAGACUGGAAUGAUAAUGAACUAGUUGAUGAAGUUCAAAGUACAAAAUAGGGUAUUUAUAUAGAAUUGAUGCUAAUAAAUGUUUAAGAUUAGGAGAAAUCAAUUGAAGUAACCAGCUCGUCAUAACAAAAAGAUACAAACUCCUGUUAUAUUAAUCCUUUCAAAGGUAUUCAAUUGCUUUUAGUAAUAUUUAGUUUAGGCUCUAGUGAGGGAAGGAAGAUUAGACAAGGCUGAAUAAUGCUGGGGUGAAUGGUUAUAAAAUUGUAGGAAUAAAAAAGAUUAAACAAAUUUUUAUUACUCAAAACGUACCAAAUUAUGGAAAAUCUAUUAGGUUAAUUUUUACAGAUUGCAAGAUGGGAUUCGAAACUCAUGGAAAUUAUUGAAGAAGAAAUUAAAAAUUCAACAGACAAGAUAUUUUAUUUAGAAGAGAAGGGUAUUAAAAAUUGAAAUGAUUUAAAGGAAACUUAUUACAAAUAAAUAAAAAAUUUGAAGAAGCUGUUCAAUUUUGUAGAGAAUGUAUUAAGAUAUAUCCUAACAUAUUUUCAUUUUAUUAUUUAUUAGGUUUGAUUUUUAUUUACUAUUAAUAGCAAAGGUUUUAGAAUAAUUAGGAAGAAAAAAUGAAAUAAUUCAAUGUUGGAACGAAGGAAUUCUUAAUAGCUCGAAUAUUAAUUCCCAUAGCUGGAAUGUAAAUAUUUAUUACAAAGAGAAAGGUAAUAAAUUUGAGAUCUCAAUUAGCAAAUGCUUUAUGUUAACAGAAAAGAUAUCAAGAGGCUAUUGAAAGUUGGAAUGAAGGAAUUAAAAAAAAUAGAUACUCUUUCCAGUUUUAUUAUGAAAAAGGUAUAUAAUUUAGAGAGUUUAGCUAAACUAUUAAGCAAAUUGGAAAAAUUCGAUGAAUUAAUUGAAUGUUGGGAUAAUGGGAUAGAGUCUAACUGUUUUUAAAUUGAAUAUUAUAGAUAAAAAGGUAAUUGAAGUUUAAAAAAUUUAGUAAGAGCCUUAUCAAUCUUAAAGCGAUUUAAUGAAAUUAUUUAAUGCUGGGAAUUAGGAAUUUAAAAUAAUAAGAAAAUGAUUAUAUAUUAUGAAAAUAAAGGUUUAGAUAUUUGAUGAACAUUAGCAAAAGCACUAGCCAAGUAAGGCAAAAUUAAGGAAAUUAUUUAAUGUUGGAAUAAUGGAAUAAACAACAAUAAGGAUAAUAUCUUCUUUUACCAAGAGAAAAGUAUUUUAAAGUUAAAUUCUAUUAGUUAAAGCGUUAGAAAGAUAUGGCACAUUCUAAGAAAUUAUAAAUUGUUGGGAUUUAGGAAUUUCAUAUAAUGGUGGUGACAUAGCUUUCUAUGAAUAAAAAUGUAAAUAAUCAAAAUAUCAUCAUCAAUAUAGCCUAAGCUUUAAAAAGUAAAGGGAAAUGUUAUGAAGUGAUUUAGCUUUGGAAUUAAGGAGUUGAAAGGAAUAAAACUUCUGUUGAAUUUUAUGAAAAAAAAGGUCAAGUUUAAUUAAAAUUAUUUAGUUCGAGUCUUACAGUAAAAUGGUUAGAUUUCAGAAGUUAAUUAGUGCAUAGAAAAUGGGAUUUAAUUGAAUUAAACUAAAUACUAAUUUUAUUAUUUAAAGGGUAAAGGUUAACUUUAUUCGUUUAGCUUCAAAUUUAAUAAAAUAACAUAAAUGGGAAGAAGCAAUUUAAGUUUGGGAUCAAGGAAUAUAAAUAAAUGGAGAUUCCUAUGAAUAUUAUGAUGGGAAAAGUAUUUGUUAUUUAAAAAUAAGGUAAAUGUCUAGAAAAAUAAGGAAAAUAUUAAGAAGCAAUAUAAUGUUUAAAAGAUGCAACCACCCUUAAUAUUAACAAAAAUGCAUAUUAUACUUCACUAAGUAAUGAGAUAGAAUAUUGAUAGUAAAUGUUCUAACUAAAUAAAAAGAAUGGUUAUAAACUAUUAUGCAAUGUGAUCAAGCAAAUAAAGUACGUUAAGGCAAGACCCUAUUAUUUUAAGAUAAAAAACGUAUUUUAAAUGUUUAUUUUAGUUGCUUCUUUAGAGUCACUCAAUUUAAUAAAACAAGCAAUAUAAUGUUAUCGCCUAAAAGACGACAACAAAUUUUUAAGAUAGAUCCUUUAAAAUUAAUUAUGA